Messenger RNA from Olea europaea var. sylvestris, 931 nucleotides. RefSeq lists its product as uncharacterized. Gene Ontology annotation, biological process: sphingoid catabolic process. NCBI's taxonomy places the organism in Eukaryota, Viridiplantae, Streptophyta, Magnoliopsida, Lamiales, Oleaceae. Gene Ontology annotation, cellular component: endoplasmic reticulum. The coding region runs from base 141 to 719 and encodes 192 amino acids. The transcript has 4 exons. The record is from RefSeq and is a predicted model, not a curated record.
AGCAUAUUCACACGCAUAGAAACAACAUCGUCAAGAAACAGCAACCAAGCAUCCAAAGUUUCACCCGUCUUGUUUGGCAAUCAAUCUUCAAACCCUAAAAUCAAAAUUCAGCAAAAAUUUGCAAAUAUAUCCAUUAUCAGAUGGGUUUAUUGGAUUUGGAAAAACACUUUGCUUUCUACGGAGCAUAUCACAGCAACCCAAUAAAUAUUUUUAUUCAUAUGUUGUUUGUUUGGCCAAUCCUUUUCACAGCUCUUCUUCUUUUAUAUUUUACACCUCCUUUAUUCAGUGAUUCCCCAAUUGUUUUGUGCGAUCAUAGUGUAUUAGUCUUGAAUUCUGGGUUCUUGUUCACUGUAAUUUAUGCCCUGUUCUAUGUAUGUUUGGAUAAGAAAGCCGGCUCUUUGGCUGCUUUAUUGUGCUUUUUCUGUUGGGUUGCAAGCAGUUCUGUUGCGAAUCGCCUGGGAUAUUCUUUGGCUUGGAAGGUUGUCCUGGCAUCUCAGUUAUUCUGCUGGACAGGACAGUUUAUAGGCCAUGGUGUAUUUGAGAAACGAGCACCUGCUCUUUUAGACAACCUGGUUCAAGCAUUCCUGAUGGCACCUUUCUUUGUAUUGCUGGAGGCUCUAUCAUUCUUUGGUUAUGAACCAUACCCAGGGUUUAACACUCGGGUUAAAGCAAAAAUUGAUGCUGAAAUCAAAGAAUGGAAGGAGAAGAAAAUUUCGUAAAUUGAACAAUUUCAUAUCGAAACAAUACACUUCUUUCUUCCCUCAUCUUACACUUCUGUUGUAACUUGACUCCCUGAAUGUCUAUAUAUUGAACUGUGUAACAAACACCAUCGUGUGGUUUAUGCUCAAAGUGUCCUCUCCCAACUUAUGGAUGCACAAUGACAAGCAGCUUGGUCUGAUGGUUGUUGCAUUGUCUGGUCAAUUCAAUUCUA